AUGGUGGACAAAAAUGACAUCGAUGCGGUCGCAUACCGCGCGACAGAUACUGAGAAUAGUAUCCAGAAGACGGAUAGCCCGAUUGAUGGGGUUAGGGAUCCGUUUGGGGCGCCGCUGAAGCGUCAGCUCAAGUCGAGGCAUUUGCAGAUGAUCGCAAUCGGAGGUAUCAUCGGACCUGGAUUGUUGGUUAGCUCGGGAAAUGCGCUUCACGAGGGAGGCCCUGCUGGGGCCUUGAUCAGUUUCCUCUUGGUUGGACUCAGUGUUUUUUUUGUCAUGCAAUCGUUGGGCGAAAUGGCUACCCUUAUUCCUGUCACUGGUUCUUUCGUCGAAUAUGCCGAGCGUUUUAUCGACGAUUGUCUCGCGUUUGCACUGGGUUGGGCAUACUGGUGGUUAUGGGUAACGGUCCUCGCCAACGAAUAUAACUCUAUUUCCCUCGUUAUUGGAUAUUGGACAGACGCCGUACCGCAAUGGGCCUGGAUCCUCAUCUUCUGGGUAAUGUUCCUUGGGCUUUCAAAUUUGGGAAUUCUGGCAUACGGAGAGAUGGAGUUUUGGCUUUCCCUAAUCAAGGUGAUUGCACUGAUCGUGUUUUUCAUUCUUGCUAUUAUCAUUAGCUCUGGCGGUAUCGGCCCUGGACCUAUUGGGUUUAAGUACUGGCAUCAACCCGGCGCUUUUGCGGAUUCGAUCAACGGAGUAGCGAAGACAUUCGUUGUUGCCGGAACAUUAUACGCUGGAACCGAAAUGGUCGGAAUCACCGCUGGAGAGUCAGCGAAUCCUCGCAAGGCUGUUCCGCGGGCCAUCCAACAAGUCUUUUGGAGAAUUUUGAUAUUCUAUAUCGGUACCAUAUUUUUUAUUGGAAUCCUCAUGCCAUACAAUGAUAAGAGGCUUCUUGGUGAUACCUCAAAAACAGCCAGCUCCCCGUUGACGAUCGCCCUUGCGGACGCUGGAAUCCUCCCCGCCGCACACUUGAUCAAUGCGCUCAUCGUUAUCAGCGUGAUCUCUGCGGGCAACAGUUCUCUAUACGUCGCGUCACGAACGCUACUCUAUAUGUCCCGCAACGGAAAGGCUCCCAAGUUCAUUGGGCGCGCGAAUAAGGCCGGAGUUCCUUGGGUUGGCCUUAUUUUCACGAAUGUGUUCGCUUGUAUCGUCUUCUUGGGCCAGUCAUCUAGUGCUGGCAAGGUCUAUUCGGCCCUCAUCACUCUGUCUGGAGUCGCGACAUUUUUGGUCUGGUCUGUUAUUGGAAUCUGCCAUAUUCGCUUCCGCAAAGCGCUCGUCGCGCAGGGUCAGGAUCCUGCGAAUUUACCCUUCCGCGCGGCAUUCUACCCCUGGGGAACUUAUUUCUCUCUGGGCUUGAAUGUAUUCCUCGUCUUUUUCCAAGGGUAUACUUGCUUCCUCAAACCGUUCAGCCCUGACGACUUUGUGAUCAACUACAUCCUGUUACCGGUGUUCGCUCUGUUCAUCAUCAUUUACAAAUUCUGGAAGAAGACCAAGUGGGUCAAAUUGGAGGAAAUGGAUAUCUGGACCGGCAGAAGGGAAUUUGCCGAGGAAGAAGAACCAGCCAAGGAGACCGGGCGUUGGUGGAUUCGUCUCCGUGAUGUUUUUGUCGGCUAG
Penicillium manginii is the source of this 1608-nucleotide messenger RNA. RefSeq names its product amino acid permease. Gene Ontology annotation, molecular function: amino acid transmembrane transporter activity. Gene Ontology annotation, biological process: amino acid transmembrane transport. The record is from RefSeq and is a predicted model, not a curated record. The transcript is spliced from 8 exons. Gene Ontology annotation, cellular component: membrane. The coding region runs from base 1 to 1608 and encodes 535 amino acids. NCBI's taxonomy places the organism in Eukaryota, Fungi, Ascomycota, Eurotiomycetes, Eurotiales, Aspergillaceae.